AUGUCUGCUGACCCCCUUCUCUACCAGUACCGCACAAUCAGCCAGCAGCACCCUCACCAGGUUGCACUGGCAUAUCUAGGCAAGCUUCUGGCUUAUACGAAGGGUGGGUUCUGCUACUUGCCCGAUGAGCCCGCCCCCAUCGUAGCCCCAGAGCAAUAUCUAGACACGAUAUCAAAUAUCUCCGGUCUUCUGUUGAACGCAGGAAGCAUGCAAAACGUUGCCAAGAGCAUCUAUUCCCCACUAAAAUCAAAGUCUUCCAAGCACAGCAAAGUCGAGUAUGUUCUUUUGAGCAGUCCAGAUAAGUACUUCAUAUCCUCACCGAUGGAUACGCCAACAGGAAUCUUACUGUUCACAGUCUCCCUAUGUCCUCCUCUCUCUUAUCUUUGGCACAUAUACAUUAAGCUCAAGCGGAUAACCAGUCACAUAGGGUCGCCCACAUAUCCACCUAAGUUUGUCAAGCUAUAUAUGUCGUUCACCCCUCUUCUGAAGAACGGGUAUGUCUAUGAAUCCGACCCCUUUCCCAUCAGUAACACCGAUGAGGUGCAGUGCUUGAGUCUUCCCUCAUCCAUACCUGGGGCCCUCUUUGUACACGUAAUUCUCUGUGGAGCACGCCAGCAAUCUCCAGAGGAUGGUAAGUACUAUGUGGCAAUCGAACAUAUGGCGUUUAAUGGUGUCGUUGCCGGGAGCUUGGCAGCCACCGCAAUGCGGACUCUAGAGAUGUCCCGUGUGGGAAUACACAUGAGCAGGACUAGCAGUGUGAUGAUCCACGAUGUAAUGAGAAAUCACGUAUUGAAUACAUGCAACGCUCUAAGCAAGAUAAAUAUCAAUUGCUACCGGACAAUCUCUAAUUGGGCCACACGGAAAUUGGAUGCUCAGGCAAAGGAAGCUGGAGGCGUGUCCUGUUUGCAACUUUUCGAUAACCUAAAGCAAAAGGGUUUGCCAGAAACAGCAAGCACUAUGCAUCUGCCCACUAUAAACCAUAGAGCAUUGAACAUCUUAUCUCCCUCAGAAAUUCGCAUAUCUUCUGUACCCUCUGUGCACAAGAAUUUCAUCCUAAGUGCGCUAACCAAUGAGAUCACAAGAGAGGACUGUGAAAACAAUCUGCGUAUAUGUACCUCCAGAUACUGCGCCAAUUCUCUCAAAUGGAUCGAAAGCACUCUAGUGUACAUUGCAGUGGAGGCUAAUCAGUUUAAGUCCAGGCGCUCCAAAGACAGAAUGCUACUUCAAAGUGGACAGCCGUACUUUAUAGCUAAAAUAGAGUAUAAUUCUGCGUUUGCCAAAAGAUGGAACCUGGAUGCAAGUCAUGUUUCUUCGCUAUAA
Molecule: messenger RNA, 1320 nt
Organism: Giardia duodenalis
Lineage: Eukaryota; Fornicata; Diplomonadida; Hexamitidae
Exons: 1
Coding region: 1-1320 (439 amino acids)
Source: RefSeq, a predicted model, not a curated record